CUUCGAUCUCGCAUUGCCAUCUUUUGCCUGUAUUGCGUUUCUAGGUUCUAUUCUUGUUACGGUAUCGAUCUCGUCACACAUUAGCGUUGAAUUCUCGCUGUCAUGCACUAUGGGAAGCAUGCAUCUCGGAGCGCAGCCUUCGACGAUUCCGGCUCAGAUGCGCCAGACAAACAAUACAAAGUCAAGGCCGCCGACCUUGGGUUCGAUGCCCCAGACUUUCUCUUGCCCGAUAUCAUACCUAUUUCCGACUCGAGGUCAGACUAUCUGAACAUUCAUCAUCAACGAGAUCGAAGAUUACGUCUCCUCCUUCGACGCUUCACCAAUCAGAUCCAGUAUGGCUGUAGGAACACCAACUGCAGCACGCCCACCUGCUUGAGUUACAGGAAGAGAAACAGCACAGGGCCAUUGAGAAAAUAUACAGACUUGAGUGCUAGGACGCUUGCAUGUCAGCUACUCGAAGACUUCUCGAGAGGUGGCAAAGAACCGCUCGCCGAACUCUGUCCUAAUGAACCCGUCGUGCCCUGGUAUGAGGACCCCGCCGUGGCCAAGAGGAGGCGUGCCAGCUUAGACAAGACGCCGUAUGUGCAAAAUGGACAUUCUGUACCGCCCAAAAGUCCACUCCAAGCGCAGCGCGCACGGCAUUCCUCCCCGAGAUCGCAAAGCGCGACUCAGGAGCGAGCGAAGUCCAAUCACGACGGGGUCGUCCAAGCAGGCCAGGCCAUGCGAGGUCUCGAUAUCUCCAGAGAGCCAAAGGAAAUUUCUCAGGAUGUUGUCGAUGCGGUGAAUUCACAAAACUCUAGUCGGCGUGGCGAAGAAGGAGGACAAGAACGUCAAACACACCAUAAUGCCAUUCCCAAAUCUCAGACAGCCUAUCGCUCGCCUGAUCCCGUAAGGUCGAAGGACAUUGCUUCAUUCACACAGACUCUAUUCGAUCUUUUGCCUUUACGACUACUUGACUGGUUUCCUUCAAAAAGCCUACGCUACGUCGCCAGUGAGACGCAUCUCUCCGAGGGUGAUGAAGAUGAACAGAUGUGCGGCGAGAUAAUAGCGUCGAACGGUGCACAGCAAGAUGCUGGGAACCUCCAAAGCUCAAAUCCCCGGUCUACAUUACCGAGACCCGGUCAUCCGAUUGAGCAAGAAGCACAUGAUACGAUAUCGCCAGACAAUGAAAGCGAAGGUUGUCUGCGAGUGAGCUCGUACAGCCUUCGAACUCUGGACUGGCCCACCCUAUCAUGGCUCCACGACAUGGAAAUAUCAAACCCUUCCCUUUACAAGCAAAGUGUGCUACCCUUUUUUCGACAAAGCUGUUCAUAUUGUCUCAGCCACCCUCAUCGUUUGAUACGCGCAGUCAAAAACUUUCAACAAUCUCACCCGAAUCCUGUUGUCCUUGAAGAUCAUGAGGCUCCAGAUAAUUCUAUCAAUACUCAAGCGGACGAUACGCCUGACGAUGUACCGAAAUUGGCAACGCAGUCUAAAAGAGACCUUGACAGCUUAUUGUUAAGUUUCGCCCUCCUGGAAAAAUUUGAACAGCGUGAUUUGGUUCUUGGUUGUAUCCUGACAGCCUUGCAGCAUGCAUAUCGCUUACCACGCGGGGUGACCGCACCGGGGGCUGGCAGGCGUAGCCUGUCCAUCACCGAAAGCGAUACGAGAGCGUGCGCUAACAGCAGAAGACAUUCCUUCGUCCCAUCUGAGGUUUUGUCAGAUGAAGCGAUGGACAUAAGUGCCAUCUUCCAGCAACAAGACAACUCGCUCCUACCACUCAGCGAUCAUCAUGUGGCAGAACUGUGCCUAAUAGGACUGAUGUCGAUUGCCUCGCUGGCCUUUUAUGGAUUCCACGGGCCUUUUUGGGGCCGCCAAGCACCUUUUGGUCGUCUCGCGACCAUACGUAAUAGUGGUCGCGCCCAUUCACGAUGGGAGCCCCUCGAACGCGAUCACAAUGGGAAGAUCCUACAUUUCUCCCGACAGUAUAUGAAUUUAAUGAUUCACUCUCUCGAUGUCCUCGACGAUUGGUCCGUGCUUCGGCUUCUCUAUGCAAUCACCGACAUCAUCAGUCAUCGGCUUCUUGCAGACAAAUCGUCUGCAACUAUUCAAGACCCAGCCCGAGCUGGUCUUAAGGAGAAAAAGAAGAAGAGCAUGGUCACUUUACUGGUCCAGCGCUUCGACAAAGACACCUUGAGAGCAUGGAAGUCUCCGGAUCAAAGAUCAAGCCGGAUCGGGACCAGCGUCAUCGAGCUUUUGAGGACAGUAUUGCUGAAAGCUUGGGAUCGGAAACCUAUCGUGCAACGAAACGGUUCAGUUGGUGGCACUCUGGAAUUGUUGGCUGGCCUAUACCACGAAAGAAAGCAGCUGAAUUUGAACUCGGAGCUUUUCCAUAUGCCAUUCAUCGCCGACGUGUUUGACGAAGCGGCGAUGCCUCGUGAAUGGCUAGCCUUUCGCGCAGAUACUCGAAAAAUGCAUCUGCUGUCCUUUUCGUUCCUCUUUGAGCCCGCCACCUUGGUUAGGUACUUCAGAGCUCUCAACCUCGACAUGAUGAAAAAGUCCUACGAAAGUGCUACCCUGGUCUAUGGCGAUGCAAGGCAGUAUUUGUGGGCUCCAAAAAUCCCUGUCUACGGUCACAAGGAGAUUCUAGCUCAACUACGACCACAUAUGGCUCGUUAUUUCGUACUCACGGUCCGGAGAGACAAUCUGUUGAACGAUGCAAUCAAUCAGAUAUGGCGUCGGCAACGGGUGGAGAUCAUGCGUCCCCUUCGGGUCCGUGUGGGCAAGGACGAGGGCGAAGACGGCGUCGACUACGGUGGCGUGCAACAAGAAUUCUUUCGCCUUGUCUUUGCGGAGGCGUUCGACCCGAAUUACGGCAUGUUUACUAUCGAUGGUUCGACAAGGACAGCAUGGUUCCAGCCUGGAUCGUUCGAACCUCUCUACCGCUUUGAGGCCCUCGGAAUCUUAAUGUCCUUAGCGAUCUACAAUGGCAUUACGCUGCCAGUGACGUUUCCGGUGGCACUAUAUCGCAAGCUUCUUGGUCUGAAGGUGAAAAAGCUUGAUCACAUUGCUGAUGGUUGGCCAGAAUUGACCAGAGGGCUCAAGACUCUACUGGAAUGGUCGGACGGUGAUGUCGGCGACGUGAUUGCCAGGACUUACGAGUUCAGCUACGGACUUUGUGGCAGCACUGUGACAGUUGACAUGCUCAAAAUCGGCCGUGAGGAUCCGUGGCCUCAACUGAAGUCACGCCCCAACAGAAAGGGCAAGGAGAAGGCAAAGUCCACUUCCUUUGAACUACCACUGGAACCGUCAUUAACACCACCGAGCCAGCCAUCUCCAGACUUGCAACCAACGAUUACACCGGUGCGCAGGAAGUCGUCGAUUGAUAUCAAAGGCAUUUCGACGCCUCAGAGCAUCAACAGCGAUCUAUUAGAAGAAGCUGCCCUGGUCACCAACGCCAAUCGGGAGCAAUACGUCAAGGACUACAUUUUGUGGCUCACCCAUAAAUCCGUGCAACCCCAAUACGAGGCCUUUGCCAGGGGGUUCUUCACCUGCCUUGAUCGCACGGCACUCUCGAUAUUCACGGCCGAAGCUCUCAAGACUGUGGUGGAGGGACACCCCCAGAUUGACAUCAACGAGCUCGAAGACACGGUCACGUACGAAGGAUAUGAGCGGGAAUCCGAAUACAUCCGAGGCUUUUGGCACGUGGUGCGAGACUUCAGCCCCGAGCAACACAAACAACUCCUCGAGUUCGUCACCGCCAGUGACCGCGUGCCUGUCAACGGUCUACGCAGCGUACAAUUUGUUAUUCAGCGCAACGGAGACGACGAGGACAGUCGACUACCCAGUAGCAGCACCUGUUAUGGACGGCUCUUGUUGCCUAUGUACAGCUCCAAAGAGAUUUUGAGAGACAAGUUGAGCAAAGCGAUAGAGAACAGUGUGGGGUUUGGUACGCUGUAAAAGAGUGCUGGCUUCGGGCUUGAAUGUCUAUCUCUUUUCUGUUCCGGGUACCCGCCUGGAGGCGAGGGUAUAAUACAAGCAUGAGGUAGUUUAGAUCGACGAAUCAUGGUUUUUUCUUCCUUUGGCUAGGAUGUGAAGAUGAGAUUCGUGACAACGAUGAUCUCUGUACGAAUAGUUUUCAUGGG
Messenger RNA from Exophiala oligosperma, 4124 nucleotides. RefSeq lists its product as uncharacterized. Gene Ontology annotation, molecular function: ubiquitin-protein transferase activity. Bases 103 to 3939 code for a protein of 1278 amino acids. The record is from RefSeq and is a predicted model, not a curated record. Lineage: Eukaryota; Fungi; Ascomycota; Eurotiomycetes; Chaetothyriales; Herpotrichiellaceae. The transcript has a single exon.